Pyricularia pennisetigena is the source of this 1449-nucleotide messenger RNA. RefSeq lists its product as uncharacterized. The record is from RefSeq and is a predicted model, not a curated record. Gene Ontology annotation, molecular function: SUMO ligase activity. The coding region runs from base 1 to 1449 and encodes 482 amino acids. NCBI's taxonomy places the organism in Eukaryota, Fungi, Ascomycota, Sordariomycetes, Magnaporthales, Pyriculariaceae. Gene Ontology annotation, biological process: protein sumoylation. The transcript is spliced from 6 exons.
AUGACAGCCCAACAACCCACCAAGUCGGAGAUCCAAAGCCUGGUCAGUCUGAUACAGAGCAAUACGCUUCUCAACCGUCAGCUUCAAUCAAUCUGCCAAAUCAACGGUUUGAAGGGUUCCGGCGUAAAAGCCGACCUUCAGCGCCGUAUCGUGGAACUAAUCUACCAAUGCGAACGCGAUCGUUCCCGGUUUCAGCAAAUCAAGAGCAGCAUUGACAGCAUAAAAUCUGGUAAUCAGUACUAUCCGAAUGCUCACUCGUCUGCGCCUUCAGUCUACGGCAACACGCCAGCGGCAUCUCGCGCCAUGCCCACGUAUUCGCAGUCACCCACGACCUAUCCGGCCGGAGGCUACCCUGCUUCCGGCCAUUCAAACAGCUACAGGCCCAACUCCGGGUUCUCGCACCAUGCCAGUCGUACGGGCCAGUCUCCCUCACCCUGGCUUCAACAUGUCCUAACCGUACCAGGACCAGGAGUUACUUUCAAGCCGAGUCCGUUCUAUGAACCCAAGGCACUUGUGGCCGACGUUAGGGUAUGCGAGGCCAUGGCACAUCACCGCAAUACGGUCUCCAUCUCGUUAAAGGCCCAUGAGCUCGGCAAUCACCUGUCCGACCCGUCAAUCAGGAUAUUUGUGUUUUGCUCCACGGCAGAUACCGGCGUCCAGGACAUUGCUUUCCCCUACCAGUCGGAUCUCAAGGUUAACGGGGGCGAAGUUAAGGCGAACCUCCGAGGCCUAAAGAACAAGCCCGGUUCCACCAGGCCCGUUGACAUCACUGACCAAUUGCGACUCAGGCCUGCGGCCUAUAUCAACAAUGUCGAGUUCACUUAUGCAUUGACCGACAAGGGACGUGUCCCAUCCAAAUACAAGGAGACACAAAGGUAUUACGUUUCCAUCUAUGCAUGCAAGUCGCACAAGGCCCCUGCGCUCGUCGAGAAGAUCCGGGCUGGCAAGAGAAUCCCCCGGGCUUCUGUGGUUGCGGAGAAGCAAGGCCCGCAAUGGAUAUGUCCCAUCUGCAACAAGCCCGCUCCCUUUGAUAGCCUUGCAGUCGACGAGUACGCCCGCGAGAUUCUAGCCAAGACGUCGCAGUCGAUUGAGCAGGUGACAAUAGAUCCCAGCGGAGAAUGGCGAAUACCGGGCUCUGAGUCGGUGGAUUUGAGGGACGAGGCCGCGAAUGGAGUUGGUAAUGAGACCAACUACAUUGUCGAUGAUGAAGUGAUAUUAUCCGACAUCAGCGUUUUCAGCGGCCGCAGGACAGCCACCCCGAGUCGGUCAUUACAAUUACCCAGCACUCCCAAUACCGGAGUUUCGAGAGAGGGGUCAACUAUGCCCCGUUCGGUUGCCUCGGCGGGAACUAAGCGCUCGGCAGCAGUCAUUGAUCUGACACUGUCGGACGACGAUGAGCCUUCUGGCCCCCCGCCGACAAAAAAGCAGAACGUCAAUGGCUUUUACUAG